AUGGUGCUCAAGGCCUUCUUCCCCACGUGCUGCGCCUCGGCCGACAGCGGCCUGCUGGUGGGACGGUGGGUGCCGGAGCAGAGCAGCGCCGUGGUCCUGGCUGUGGUGCACUUUCCCUUCAUCCCCCUCCAGGUGAAGGAGCUCCUGGCCCAGGUGCAUCAGGCCGGCCGCGUGGGGUUGGCCGUGCUGGGCACCUGGUGCCACCGCCGGCAGGGGGCUGAGGAGAGCCUGGGCCACUUCCUGGAGGGCCUGGGCACCAUCUUCUCCCACGAGCCUUGGCUACAGCUGUGCCGGGAGCCGGGCAGCAAGUUGUGGAGCUGCAAGGCCACCCGCCGGCAGGUGCCUCCCCGCCGCGGCGCCCCCUAUGAGGACCAGGUCAUGCUCGUCUUCUACGACCAGCGCAAGGUGCUGCUGUCGCAGCUGCACCCACCCGCAGCCCUGCCCGACCGCCAGGCCGGCGAUGCCGCGCACAGUGCCAGGGGCUUGGCCGCUGUCUUUGACACGGUGGCGCGCAGUGAGGCGCUCUUCCGAAGCGACCGCUUCGACGACGGCCCUGUGCGCUUGAGCCACUGGCAGUCGGAGGGCGUGGAGGCCAGCAUCCUCGCCGAGCUGGCAAAGCGCGCCUCGGGGCCCGCCUGCGUGCUGCUGGCCUGCCUGUUGUCACUCGUCUCGGCCGCCAGCGCCUGCCGGCUGUUCAAGCUGUGGCCCCUGUCCCUUGUCUGGAGUAAGCUCUCUGUGUGCGAGCAGCUCAGGCACCGGCUGGAGCAGCUCACGCUCAUCUUCAGCACCCAGAAGGCCGAGAACCCCACCCAGCUGAUGAGGAAGGCCAACGUGCUUGUCUCUGUGCUUCUCGAUGUGGCCCUUGGCCUUGCGCUGCUGUCGUGGCUUCGUGGGAAGGACCGCAUUGGGCCACUGGCGGAGGCCCUCGUCCCUGUGGCUGAUCACGUGGCCGAGGAGCUCCAGCAUCUGCUGCAGUGGCUGAUGGGUGCGCCUGCUGGGCUGAAGAUGAACCGGGCGCUGGACCAGGUGCUGGGCCGCUUCUUCCUCUACCACCUGCACCUGUGGAUCAGCUACAUCCACCUCAUGUCCCCCUUCAUCGAGCGCAUCCUGUGGCACGUGGGCCUCUCAGCCUGCCUGGGCCUGACGGUCGCCCUGUCCAUCCUGUCUGACAUCAUUGCUCUGCUCACCUUCCACAUCUACUGCUUCUAUGUCUACGGGGCCAGGCUGUACUGUCUGAAGAUCUGCGGCCUGUCCUCGCUUUGGCGUCUGUUCCGGGGGAAGAAGUGGAAUGUUCUGCGCCAGCGAGUGGACUCCUGCUCCUACGACCUGGAUCAGCUGUUCAUUGGGACUUUGCUCUUCACCAUUCUGGUCUUCCUCCUGCCCACCACGGCCCUGUACUACCUGGUGUUCACCCUGCUCCGGCUCUUGGUGGUGGCUGUGCAGGGCCUGAUGCAUCUGCUCGUGGACCUCAUCAACUCCCUGCCGCUGUACUCGCUUGGCCUCCGGCUCUGCCGGCCCUACAGGCUUGCGGCUGGUGUGAAGUUCCGAGUCCUGGAGCACGAGGCUGGCAGGCCCCUCCGCCUCCUGAUGCAGAUAAACCCCCUGCCCUAUGGUCGUGUGGUGCACACCUACCGCCUCCCCAGCUAUGGCUGCCACCCCACGCACUCCUGGGGCUCCCUGUGCCGCAAGCUGUUCUUCGGAGAGCUCAUCUACCCCUGGAGGCAGAGAGGGGACAAGCAGGACUGAGGGGCCUGGUCGCUGGCCUGCCCAGUACCACCGUGCGGCCACAGUCUGCCCUCUUCCCUGCCAGGGUGUGGACCAUCAGGACAGCACGCGUCCCUGAUCUUUGCCUUCUCUCCC
This is a messenger RNA of Neomonachus schauinslandi (Hawaiian monk seal), 1860 nucleotides long. It is a transcript of the gene PIGQ, whose product is annotated as phosphatidylinositol glycan anchor biosynthesis class Q. NCBI's taxonomy places the organism in Eukaryota, Metazoa, Chordata, Mammalia, Carnivora, Phocidae. The record is from RefSeq and is a predicted model, not a curated record. The transcript has 10 exons. Gene Ontology annotation, biological process: GPI anchor biosynthetic process. Gene Ontology annotation, cellular component: membrane; endoplasmic reticulum. The coding region runs from base 1 to 1746 and encodes 581 amino acids.